Molecule: messenger RNA, 3810 nt
Organism: Haliotis rufescens (red abalone)
Lineage: Eukaryota; Metazoa; Mollusca; Gastropoda; Lepetellida; Haliotidae
Exons: 2
Coding region: 1-3810 (1269 amino acids)
Biological process (GO): DNA integration
Molecular function (GO): nucleic acid binding
Source: RefSeq, a predicted model, not a curated record
AUGGGAGACGAGGAGUCGCAAGAAAAUGGCGGCAACCACGUGAGUGUUGUGAGAGGACCCAUACAUCUCAAACCUCCAAAUCAGUUGGAUUUUCACUCCCCUAAUCUUCAACACAGAUGGAAGAAGUGGAGAGAAGAGACGGAGCUGUACCUUGAUCUUUCUACGGAAGGCAAGUCUGCAGGGCCCCAAGACAAGCAACUUCUUGAACGACUCUUGAGAGAGGAUGGUUUGGAUCUGGAGAAGUGUGUACGCUUAUGUAGAGCAUCAGAAAUUUCUAAGGAACAAUUAAAAACCUUGGACACUGCGCAAACAGUUCACACAGUUAGAGAAAAGAACUGGUCAAAUAAACCAAAGAAUUGGAACACUGGACAUGUCGGGGAGCAUCACUCACAGAAAAAGAAUUAUAGAUUGCACAGUCAACGGGCCACUCAAGUGAAACCAGUUGUAAGUAGCAACACAAUACAGUGCAGAUUCUGUGGUCGAGAACUUGAGAGGAACCGAAGUGUCUGCCCUGCAUUUGGAAAAACUUGCUCCAGAUGUAAGCAGAAGAACCACAGUCCAGCCAUGUGUCACACAAUACAACCACCUCGCCACUCUAGACCACGUGUAAAUAUCAUCCAUGAAGAUGAAGACUCGGAUGAAUAUUUCACCAUCAACUCACUCACUCUCACAGAGCCAGUGAUAGAUGUGCAUCAGCUGCAAGAGGAGUCUGAAUAUCCCAGACAAAUAUUCGCAUCCAUGAACAUUGCAGGUAAACCAGUUUCAUUUCAAGUCGACACGGGAGCCACCUGCAACCUGAUACCAAGUUCUCUACUACCUACUACUACAGAAUUACAGCAGACAUCCCAGGUGUUGAGAAUGUACGACAAGACUGUCGUCAAGCCUUUAGGCAAAUGCCCUGUAAAAGUAGUCAACCCCAAGGAUGGAAGAAAGUACAAGGUAGACUUUAUUGUCCUCAGUGACCCUUGUGCUAGGCCAAUAUUAGGCAGUCACGCGUCUAUGAGUAUGAAGUUGAUAAGAGUGGAUCAUGAACACAUUACUAUGGUUGAUAAAGUAAUGACAGCAUCCAUGCACUCAAUUAAUAUUCCUCAGAAUCUAACAUUGAAGGGAGUAAAAGAGGAAUUCAAAGAUGUCUUUACGGGAACAGGAGAGUUUGAAGGAGCAUACGAGAUCCGACUUGACACAUCGGUGGCAUCAGUCGUUCACCCUCCAAGGAAAGUGCCACUAGCACUGAAGCCGAAGCUGAAGGCUGAACUAGAGCGUCUGGUGAAUCUUAAAAUACUCACUCCUGUCACUGAACCAACACCUUGGGUAUCUAGUCUCGUCAUCGUGGAGAAACCCAAUAAACUUAGGAUUUGCAUCGAUCCAAAAGACCUAAACCGGGCAAUUCUCCGCAGUCACUACCCACUACCAACUAUUGAGGAUAUCUUACCGGACCUUGGCAAAGCUAAAGUGUUUAGCGUUGUGGACGCAAAGAAUGGGUUUUGGCAUGUGGCUAUGGAAGACAGUAGUUCAUACCUCACUACCUUCAACACCCUGUCUGGACGUUUUCGUUGGUUACGUAUGCCGUUUGGUAUAUCCUCCGCUCCGGAGGAAUUCCAGCGACGGCAAGAUCAGGUCAUAGAAGGGCUCAAGGGUGUACGAGGAGUUGCGGAUGAUAUUCUCAUCUAUGGCGAAGGAGACUCCAUUGAAGAAGCAUCUGUAGAUCAUGAUGCAAACUUCAGAGCGCUCAUGGAACGCUGCAGAGCUCGCAACCUGCGGAUCAACCCCAACAAGAUAACAUUUAAAGUACAGGAAGUUACCUUCAUCGGACAUCGUCCUACAUCCAAUGGUCUAGAGCCUGACCCAGCAAAGACCAAAGCUGUUCUCGAUAUGCCGAAACCAACAGAUGUACAAGGUGUACUUCACUUCGUUGGAUUCGUGAACUAUCUAAGCAAGUUCCUCCCACAUCUAAGCAGUGCCUGUGAACCGCUAAGGCAGCUGACUCUGAAGGAUGUUGAGUGGCAUUGGGAACAGAUUCAUGAUGACGCCGUCUAUGAUAUCAAGAGGCUUGUAAGCAAGUACCCUGUGCUCAAGUUCUUCGACACACAGAGUCAGGUCACGAUUCAGUGUGAUGCAUCUAUGUCAGGUUUGGGCGCAGCUCUUCUCCAAGAUGGUCAACCUGUGGCCUAUGCUAGUAGGCCAUUGACAGACGCCGAAACCAGGUAUGCCCAAAUCGAGAAGGAAUUGUUGGCAGUUGUAUAUGGAAUGGAAAAGUUCCACCAAUACACGUACAGAAGGCCAGUUGACGUUCAAUCUGACCACAAGCCUCUUGAGACUAUAGUUAGGAAGCCACUACACAGUGCACCCAAGCGUCUGCAGAGAAUGUUGCUAAGACUGCAGCGCUACGACAUACAGCUCGCAUACAGGCCUGGGAAACAGAUGCAGUUAGCGGACACAUUAAGCAGAGCACCACUGCCUGAACUUGCAGAUACAGGAAUGGACCAGGAAUUCAUCAACAUGAUAGACUACGUCCCAAUUGCUAAACCAAGAAUGGAACAGAUACGGGAGAAAGUCAAGUCGGACACAGAUCUACAACAAGUGUAUGACAUCAUUUGGAAGGGCUGGCCGGAUCAGUUGAAAGAUGUUCCUGACGCUGCAAGACCAUACUUCCACUGUCGAGAUGAGUUGACUGUACAAGAUGGAAUUAUCUACCGAGGUCAAAGAGUAGUGAUUCCCCGAAUCCUGAGAAGAGACUUGUUAGUGCAAAUUCAUUCUUCACACAUUGGAGCAGAAGGAUGUCUCCGACGUGCAAGGGAAUGUAUUUACUGGCCUGGGAUGAAUGGGGCAGUCAAAGAUUAUGUCGCAAAAUGUGACAUCUGCCGUGGAAGUGUCAGGGAACAAGCUAAGGAACCCUUGUUGUCACACGCAGUAGCAGACCGACCAUGGUCCAAAGUUGGAGCAGACCUGUUGGUUCUAGAUGGCAACAACUAUCUCAUCACUGUAGAUUACUUCUCAAACUAUUGGGAAAUUGAUCACCUUACAGAUACCAGGUCAGCCACAGUAGUGAACAAGCUAAAGGGACAGUACGCACGACAUGGCAUACCAGACACUUGCAUAUCUGACAACGGUCCACAGUUCUCAGCAGAGGAAUUCAAGAAAUUCGCUCAUGACUGGGGAUUUAAUCAUGUAACAUCCUCUCCAGCCUACCCUCAGAGCAACGGAAAGGCAGAACAGGCAGUGAAAACUGCAAAACAUUUACCGAAGAAAGCCAAACAGGCCAAGAGUGACCCUUACUUGGCCAUACUGAACUUUCGUAACACACGGACACAGGGUCUUGACUCGAGUCCUGCUCAAAGGCUCAUGAGCAGGCAAACACGAACAUUGUUACCUAUCCCUGAAAAUCUGCUGAUUCCGGAGACUGUUUCAGGAACUACUGAAAAGAUGAGAAACCUCAAGUACAAGGCAGCUCAAUACUACAACCAUGGUACGAAACAGCUUCCUUUUCUUCAGAGAGGUGAUAGCGUGAGAAUCUCACCCAAAACAAUUGGUGACAAACUGUGGCGGAAAGCAGAAGUCUUGGGACCAAUCAAAGACAGACCCCGUUCCUACGAGGUCAUUACAGAGGACAAUCAGAUCCUGAGACGAAAUCGCAGACAUCUGAGAAAAACAUCUGAAUCACCAAGUCGUGAAACACUCGAGGUAACAAGGAAAUCUCCAAAGCUGACAGACAUCAGCUCACCUGAGACGACAAGUGUGAACGUACCUUCCAGAGGUGUGCAUCACAGUCCUGCACACACACUUGCGAAGUCACAGACAGCGGUCAGGUAG